UGAGUAUUGGGUUUGUAUGUUGCAGGCGCUGUCUUCGGUGGAGGGACAGUGAUGUGGGCAAUCGGCGGUCCGGGCUGCUCUUCAACGUGGAGGGCAACGUCCUUGGACUCCUGGCGUCCGGCGCGCGGUGGUGCGGGCUGUUCCUCUACCUGAUGGAUGUCAUCCUCAGCUCGGCGGAUGAUGUCGACUGGUUUCCUCUCGGCGUUCGGCGGGGUGCGGCGCGACUCCAGUCUUGACAUUCUCGGAGGGUGUCCAUAUCCAGUGCGGGAGCGGGCGUAUGGCGAACGGUUAUCUUCUGGUUUUUUAUCCGAGCGACAGUACGAGAGAUGGGGGUUCCUGUUUCUGGGGCGUCGUCGUCCGUAUGCUCUCCCGAUGUUUCGUCCUCCGGCUCUUGGGCGGCCGAUGGAUCUUCCACUAGAAUGCAACUCUCCUCCACCUGCGUCGAAGAUAAAUCAUCCAGUACAUUGGGAUGGAAAUCGGCGGAUGCGGUGGCAGAUGCGGAUGGCGGCGAACAAUCGGGUGAGAUGUCCUCAGUGUCCGACAGACUUGGAUUGA
Molecule: messenger RNA, 555 nt
Organism: Nilaparvata lugens (brown planthopper)
Lineage: Eukaryota; Metazoa; Arthropoda; Insecta; Hemiptera; Delphacidae
Exons: 2
Coding region: 157-555 (132 amino acids)
Source: RefSeq, a predicted model, not a curated record